This is a messenger RNA of Lachancea nothofagi CBS 11611, 1254 nucleotides long. The record is from the annotation of a GenBank genome assembly. NCBI's taxonomy places the organism in Eukaryota, Fungi, Ascomycota, Saccharomycetes, Saccharomycetales, Saccharomycetaceae.
AUGUAUAAUGCAAUGACCAUAAAAGAGCCUAUUGUGGCUCAGCAUAUGGGUGUUGAGGUGUAUUUCGCUCAUGGUUUGCGUAAAAUCCAACCUUAUUAUCAUUCGCGAACAUCUUUUGCCAAAGGGCGCUGGUUGAAGCGAAGACUAUUGGAUGUGUUAGCCGACGAAUUCAAAUCUCACUCUCGGGAAGAAUACGCCAAAGGAAUCGAGCGUGGGGAAUUUCAGAUAAUCCGCGAUGAUUGUGCUCUAAGUUCGGCACAUACUCUUGUCACGGAAAUUCAAAAUAAAGACGUCAUUAGGACUACUUUUCACAAGCACGAGCCACCAGUGCGACAAUGGAGCUCAGACGAAAGAAGCCAAAGUGAAAAAACCAUCGGCGGAAUACAGAUUGUACACGAGUGCAACGAUCUCUUGGUUAUUAACAAGCCGAGUGGGGUGCCAAUUCACCCAACUGGCCAAUACUACCAGAACACUUUGGUAGAAGUUCUAAAAAUGCACGGGAAACAUGUUUUCCCAAGUCAUCGGCUGGACAAGAUAACCUCAGGAGUGCUAAUCUUGACCAAAAAUCCACAUAUGGCGAACAAAAUACAGCAGCAAAUCCGGCAACGAAAUAUGCAAAAGAUAUAUUUGGCAAAAGUUGAGGGCUGUUUCCCCAAAGCGGAAGCACUGAGAUCUUUUAAAGCGUUUGAGGAUCCAGCCAAAAUAACAAUAGAAAACUCAGCGAUUUACACGGUAGAAUUGAAAAAGCAGUUUCCAGCUGCGUUCUCGGUUGCUCGCGAAGCCAUUACGAAAUUCUAUCCUUUGAAAUAUUAUCCUGCUUCAAAUGAGACGCUUGUCGCGUGCCAACCAGUUACUGGCAGGACUCAUCAGAUCAGAAUACACCUAGCGAGAAUGGGAUUUCCUAUAUCGAACGACCCAUUCUACAACGCCAAAAAGACAAAGUACCCGAAGAGACUCCGAUUUAUUCUUGAUACUCACAACUGGAGCGAUGGCAAGCUUACCACGGGAGAGUUGGAAUCGCAUUUUCAUGAUUUUGACCGGGAGUCUAGGUUAGUACAACGCGCUGUAGAUUCUGUUGAUGCUAAUGGAAAUUGCUUUGAGUGCGGUACCACGCUCUUUCCAGAUCCAGAUCUCAAAGACCUGGAACUGUGCUUACACGCAUGGAAAUACUCCGACUCAGAAGGCCAUUUGAGCUUUGAAUCUGAUAUGCCAGGCUGGGUACUAGAGAAGCAAGAGGUAUUUGAGGACUCUUAA